Mycena citricolor is the source of this 1779-nucleotide messenger RNA. Lineage: Eukaryota; Fungi; Basidiomycota; Agaricomycetes; Agaricales; Mycenaceae. The record is from the annotation of a GenBank genome assembly.
AUGGAGUCAGGCAUAUCUUUCCGUGAAAACUCACCUCUUACUUGCCCCUCCAAUAUUGAAGCCUCCCAGAGCGCUGCGUCCGAUGCAGGUUCGGAAAGCGAAUCGGACGGGUCCGAACUUGAGCUUGACUAUGACGACGACUGUCCCUGCUCGCAAUGCAUUGACCCAUACGAGGAUUUCGACUCGUCUCACGUGCGGCAUAUCAUCUCCAGCAACCAAGCGCCCAUGGCAAGCGAGAUCCAGUGCAUCGAGGAAACGUUGGAAGCAGGGAAAUCCCACAGGAAGAGAUUGAUGUCGCGGAUUGUGGAGCUGACCUCCCUAAUCAACAAACACAUCAAGGAGCACGAACGCUUGACGGAUGCCAGAGAGGCGUUGGACGAGGAUCUCUUGCUGUUUCGAGGCUCCAUGUCGGUUCUGCGGCGCGUGCCCACCGAGGUCCUUUCCAUCAUCUUCACCUACGCUGCGGAUCCUUCUGAGAGGUACGGCGACCACCCGCCGUGGACUGUGAGCCAAGUGUCGCGGCAGUGGCGCGCCAUCGCGCUGGCGCAGCCGUUGCUGUGGAACGAAGUCGUCAUCGACUCGCAGCAAAGCUGGCGAUUCAGGCGUGCCCCCAUCUUGCGCCUCGAGCUUCAGCUCUCGCGCGCCGCCUCUGUCCCUCUCCAAGUCGUCUUGCGUGGACAGCAGGUCCCGAUGUCCUCCUACUACGGCUUUUCGCGGUUUGAGCUUUUCUCCCGCAUGGUGGAGACCGUCAUGGCGCAGUCGAAUCGGUGGGGCUCUAUCGUCGUGGAUACGGACCUGUUCAACCCGCGAGGGUCACUGCUUGCUAGGAUCCGCGGAAACGUAGACAAUCUCCGCACUCUCACCUGGAUCCUGGACUGCGGUCGAGUCACUGGCGGACCACCGAUCGAUGCCUUUGAGAUCGCGCCCAAGCUCGAAGAAGUCCACAUACAUGACACUACCGGCUGGUCGAGGAACUCGGAUGGGUGCCGCGAAGGGCUGCGGCUUAAUGCACCUGGGCUGACAGUGUAUAGCGCAAGAACGAGCUGGGAACAUCAUCUGACCGCCCUCAAGUCCUCUUCUACCAACCUUGUUGAAUGCUUCCUGGCAGUGCCCGGUCCGAUCGUGGAACAGGCGGAGAUCAUUGACGCACCGAAUUUGCGACGGGUGGCGACCACCGACGCCGGGUUAUUGAACCACUUUCGAGCGCCUGCACUGGAAGCCAUCUAUUGCAUAAGCCGAGACAACCAGCUGUCCCAAUUUCUGCAAACACAUCCGGGGCUCCCGUUAAAGACCGCAGUUCUGCUGUUCCCCGCCUCGGUCGCAGACAUCACCGCGACUCUCCAUGCUGCACCUGAGCUGCAGCACUUUGGUGUCUGUGUCCGUCCAGAGCUGUUGGACACCUUGCAUCGCUUGCUGACGCUUGGCCCCGGCCGGCGACUUGCGCCUGGUAUUGAGCAGCUCUUCAUUGGACAGCGCGAUCGCACGGAGAGCCGUUGUUGGGACGAGGACCUCUGCCGCAAAAUGGUGGAAUCGCGCUGGCGGCAGGGCUCUCUGCGAGAUACACUCGUUCCAAUGAGGGAUCCCUGGGCGGAUCUGGACUGGGCCAGCCCGCGUGGUGGUGACCCGGAGCCGGAGGUUUCGUGGGACCAGGUCUUGAGCGAUGAAGGCCUCACGAUCAACGCGUUGUGGGGCUGGACUGCGGAUGCUGAUCAGUGGCACAUGAAAAUCGUGCCCCAGAGGCUGAACAGAUUUCAUCGCGAGGAGCUCACGAACAAUUAG